Molecule: messenger RNA, 225 nt
Organism: Nezara viridula (southern green stink bug)
Lineage: Eukaryota; Metazoa; Arthropoda; Insecta; Hemiptera; Pentatomidae
Source: the annotation of a GenBank genome assembly
AUGGAUUGGUAUCCAAGAGAGCACGUGAGGAAGAGAGGACGCCCGCCGAAAGACUGGGACAAGGAGAUGAAGAAGACCUGCAGGGGAGCAGCCCGGAAGAAAGUAGCAUUAGAGAGGAAAGAUUGGAAAAGGAUGGGUCAGGAAUUCAACCACUUCCUUCAUUCGAGGCUGGUAAGGAAUUCCGUUGGCACCAAAAGCUUCGCAGGUUCAUUUAAUUUUGAUUAG